Molecule: messenger RNA, 1023 nt
Organism: Zygotorulaspora mrakii
Lineage: Eukaryota; Fungi; Ascomycota; Saccharomycetes; Saccharomycetales; Saccharomycetaceae
Gene: PML39
Product: Pml39p
Exons: 1
Coding region: 1-1023 (340 amino acids)
Molecular function (GO): zinc ion binding
Source: RefSeq, a predicted model, not a curated record
AUGGAUUCUUUAUCGCAUGGCAGGCUUCAGUCUCUCUUUGGGAUGAUGUUGCGAGAUUCGGAGGGUGAUAAGGGAAGGAAUCUUCGUAUGAUUUUAGGAACACCAGAAACGCGUAGAAUCAUCAAGAAAUGGAAAUAUAGAACCAAGAAUUGUGAACGAGCGACUUCUAGGAAUGCUUUCUUGCCGGAGAAGCUUCAAAAACUCCAACCAUUGUAUUAUAAUGUUUCGGAGAUUGUCGGUAAAGAAUACAAAGGGUUGCAGCUAUAUUCACUCGAGCAGGCCUUGGAAAGACUGAACAGUAUCGUUGUCGGCACAAAUUGUGUCCUGCUAUCAUGGGAUGACAAGUGGAUCAACGAAUUGAGUCUGGCGUCAAAGGGCUGGAAAUUUCACUCGCUGGCGGGUGAAACGCCGAACACCCUUGUUCUCUUAUGCAGUUGUGGCCGUUGUGAUACCAAAAUAUACUUGGACUUACAUUCAACUGAAAAUCAUAACAACGACAACGUUCAAAAUCUCAUCAACGAGAGGUACUGGGAGGAUAUUGUGACUAAAUCGCGACCCUCGCAGUGUCCGUGGGUUUCGAAUCAAUUCGACCUUUCGGAUUAUCAUCUGAAAGAAGCCAACUUGAUUCAUGACAUAACAAGAAUGCAGGGUCACGAAACCGUUCAUUUCGGUACAUCAGGUGAAAUUACGCAUAAUUCAACACCUCUAUUCUCGCAAGAGCAAUUAUUUAGUUUAUCAGAAUUUUUCAAAUGUGCUGACAAACGGAAGUUAGAGUUAAUGCUAAGAGGUUUCAUCCCGGUAGAAGGCUGCAACGAUGCAGUAAUAUGUGUUCGAUGUUUCCGCAAAGCAUUCAUUGGAUCGAUCACCGGAAGCGAUUAUCUGAACCCCCACGCUCCUUGGUGCAGGUAUCACGACGAGACAAAACUACCAACCAUGAUCACAAGUCAGCUUUUAUCCGCAAAGAAGACAGAUGACAUCAAGAAAAGAUUGUCCGACUUGGAGAAUUAUUUUGAAAGUGUGUAA